Molecule: messenger RNA, 1505 nt
Organism: Melanotaenia boesemani (Boeseman's rainbowfish)
Lineage: Eukaryota; Metazoa; Chordata; Actinopteri; Atheriniformes; Melanotaeniidae
Gene: mblac1
Product: metallo-beta-lactamase domain containing 1
Exons: 2
Coding region: 50-706 (218 amino acids)
Source: RefSeq, a predicted model, not a curated record
AGAAAAACAAGAAGAAGAACCAGUCUCUGCUGCUCCAGGUUCAGACCUCAUGGAGUCUGGUGUAAGUUCCGGUCGGUACCUGAGGUUCUGUCUGUCAGAGACCCAGCUGGACUUCCCGGGUCAGCCGUACUCGGUGUCCGUCCUUAAAGUCGGGUACUGCGUCCCUCAGGCCGACGGCAGCUUUAGAGCGGACGGAACCAUCUCCCUGAUUACCGGACCCAGAGUCAUCCUGGUGGACACCGGGGGACCGUGGGACCGAGACUUCCUCCUCCAGUCACUAAAGGACAGAGGUCUGGACCCCGGACACGUCCACGUGGUCGUGGGAACUCACGGACACUCGGACCACAUCGGGAACCUGAACCUGUUUACUUCCGCUCUGACCGUUGUCGGAUAUGACGUCAGUGACAAAGACACGUACCGACCCAACCGGCUGGCGGAGGGACAGGUCUACUCUGUAGACCAGCAUGUUUCCAUCAUUCCCACUCCGGGCCACACUGGACAGGAUGUCAGUGUCCAGGUGACAGGAACCUCCACUGGUACCAUCCUUGUUGCAGGGGACCUAUUUGAGUGCUGCGCUGAUGAGAACUCUUGGAGGGAUCUGAGUCUGAACCCUGCAGUGCAGGAAGUCAGCCGACAGAGGGCGCUGGACACCGCUGACAUCAUCAUACCAGGACAUGGACCUCCUUUCCAGGUGCUCCGAAGCUGAUGAUCAUGUCCUGGAUGAGUUACUGGAACCUGGUUUUCUGAGAUCUCAUAAACCUUCAGAAAGAGUUCAGAAACAAUGAGCAACAUGGAGGCCGUGGAAAAAUGUAUAAACACAGGAGAAAUGUAAAGUUCUGGUUCUAGACAUUUCUGAAGCUGCAUCCUGUGGUUUGGUUUGUUCAUGGAAGGAAACAAUAUCAGAGAUGAGUAAAGUCCUCAGAAAGGUCAAAGGUUGGCUGCAAGCAGCCAUUCAUUCACUAAUACGUUGUUAUCUAAGUGUGUGUAAUUUGCAACGUCAUCCACAAACCGUAGCCUCGUAUCAGAUCCUGUCAGGCCAGACCAGUUUUAUGAGAUUCUACAAAACUGGCCCACCAGAGGGUCCAAUCUGGCUGGAAGGAUGAAUUUGGUACAUGUCAAAAUAACGUUGAAGAUUUUCACUGUAAUAUUUGAAUAAAAAUAACUAAUAUUGUAAUAAAAGUAACAAAUUCCCAUGACGUUUAUAGAUAAUAGGAGGCAGGAGAUAACGUCCUAUCUCUUUCUGACCUAACAGAUCGGACUUCAGUUUGUAUUGUGAGGUUGGUCAGUUCAGGUAUAAAUAUACGGUUGACAUUUAUAAACUGGUUCAUGUUCAAAACGUUUUGUGGUUUAUAGUAUGCAUUUAAAACUUCAAAAUAUGGUUAAUUGAAUUGUUAUUGGACUACAAUAAAUUGGAUUGAAUUGGAAUGUGUCUGUAUAAGUGAAUUGAGAUUACUUUGUUGUGAAUUGGCCCUACACAAAUAAACUAAAAUUAAACUACAUUGAAU